CGAGGCUGUAGUCAGUGUGUGAGCAGUGAAGAGCAGAAGUCUCGUCGACACAGUUGAUCUCUGACAGUCACUUAGUCUCACUCUUCUUCUUCUUCUUCUUCUUCAUCUUCAUCUUCAUCAUCACCAUCAUCUUCUUCCAUGUCGGUUCUUCCUCUGGGGGUGAAAAUGUUGCGGCAGGUCUGGAGGUUGAAGGGCAUCAUCGUCCUCGUCUGCAGCCCCUUCAUCCUGCUGCCGCUCGCCGUCAGCACCACGGAGGCGGCCUGUGCUUAUGUCAUAGCCCUCAUGGCGGUGUACUGGUGCACUGAGGUGUUGCCGCUGCCGGUGACGGCGCUGCUGCCGACCAUCCUGUUCCCCGUCCUCGGCAUCAUGCAGUCCAAAGACGUGUGUAUGCAGUACCUGAAGGACACCAACAUGCUGUUUGUGGGGGGGCUGAUGGUGGCCGUGGCUGUGGAGCACUGGAACCUCCACAAACGCAUCGCGCUCAGAGUGCUGCUGCUGGUCGGGGUUCGACCCGCCCUGUUGAUGCUCGGCUUCAUGGGAGUGACGGCCUUUCUGUCCAUGUGGAUCAGCAACACGGCCACCACUGCCAUGAUGGUCCCCAUCGUCCAGGCCAUCCUGGACCAGCUCAACUGCAACGGAGACCCUGAACCUUCCCCCAAGACCCAGAGAAGGACUGUGGUUCUACACGAGGAACAUGCGGAGAAAACCAGCAGCAUCCUGCCAGCAGCUCCUCCUCUGGAGAACGGCCUGAAUGCUGUAACUUUGGCACAAGGAAUCUCAGAGAAAACCAGCAACCUAGAAGACAAGAUGUCCUCUGAGCAGAGAGCGUCAGAGGGUCAGCUGGACAGACAGGAAGUCAAACCUCCCCCCCAGGACAAACCUCCAUCAGACUACACAUACAGCGGACCAGUGUCGGUGGAGAAGGUCUGCUGUCAGAUGGAGCUGGAGGAGCUGAGUGACGAAGAGGAGGAGAGGAGGAAGAUGAGUAAAGGCCUCCUGCUGAGUGUGUGUUACGCUGCCAGCAUCGGAGGGAUCGCUACUCUGACCGGGACCGGACCCAACCUGGUUCUGAUCGGACAGAUGAACCAACUCUUCCCUAAUAACGGUGAUGUCAUCAACUUUGCGUCCUGGUUCGCGUUCGCCUUCCCCACCAUGGUGCUGAUGCUGACGCUCGCCUGGUUCUGGCUGCAGUUCCUCUACAUCGGCUGCAACCUGCGGAAGACGUGGGGCUGCGGGGCGGUUCAGUCGGAGAAGGAGCGAGCAGCGUCCGAGGUGAUCAGAGACGAGUAUCGCCGUUUGGGCCCGAUGAGUUACGCAGAGAUCAGCGUCCUGGCGCUGUUCAUCCUCAUGGUGGUGCUGUGGUUCACACGAGACCCGCGCUUCGUGGACGGCUGGGCGACUCACGUCUUCAACGCCAAGGCCGAGUUCGUCACUGACGCGACCGUCUCUCUGUUUGUCGCCAUUCUGUUGUUUGUUCUUCCCUCCGAGCCGCCGUACUUCCUCUGCUUCUGGAGGAGGUCUGACACAGGUAACACACACACACACACACACACACAAACACACACACACACACACACACACACACACACACACACACAGCAGACAGACAACAUUGAUUUGUGUGUGUUUUUUUUAUCCAAUCAAGAGUCCCAGGUGUCGCGAGGCCCCGCCCCUCCUCUGCUCACCUGGCAGGUUACACAGAAGAAGAUGCCGUGGAACAUCCUCCUGCUGCUGGGAGGAGGCUUCGCUCUGGCCAAAGGCAGCGAGGAGUCUGGUCUGUCCCGCUGGCUCGGUGAUCAGAUGACGCCGCUCCACUCCAUCCCUCCCUGGGCCAUCGCCGUCAUCCUCUGCCUCCUCAUCGCCACCUUCACCGAGUGUGCCAGCAACGUCGCCACGGCAACGCUCUUCCUGCCCGUCCUUGCCUCCAUGUGCCAGUCUAUAAGCCUGAACCCUCUGUACGUGAUGAUCCCCUGCACGCUCAGCGCCUCCUUCGCCUUCAUGCUGCCGGUGGCCACGCCCCCCAACGCCAUCGUCUUCUCGUAUGGUAUCCUCAAAGUGUCCGACAUGGCUAAAGCCGGCGCGGUGAUGAACAUCCUCGGGAUCGGCUGCAUCAGUCUGGCCAUCAACAGCUGGGGUCGCGUCAUGUUCAGCCUGGACUCUUUCCCUUCGUGGGCCAACACCACUGCACCGGUGUAGAACCAACAACCUGCUGCCUCAUCUUCACUGUCAGGCCUCAUCACUCAAAUCAACUCUGAGAUUUUGGGUGAAAUUAGUUUUUGUGUUGUGCAGCCUGUGACUGCUGCUUCUGAGCCACCAGGAACAUCGACUUGAUGUCUGGACCUCCUCAGUGCUGAUGUACAGAGUGUCACAGUGUUUUAUCAGACUCAGGCUCCACUAAAGGAUCCGUCAGCUGCUGCAGUUACACUGACUGAAUGCUGUCUUGUGCUUUUCUGGUUUACAGUUUCCUCUAACUGGACCCCUCAGUGGCUUCUUUGACUGUUUUAGAAUCAGUUCACUGACUAGUUCAGCAAUGUCAUCACUGUUGACAGGGUUGUGUAGGCUGAACCCAGACAGUUACACAAUAAGCCAAGUGUAAUGAAAUCACAGCAGUGUCGUGCAGAUAUAGUUUUAAUUAGGAAUCCAAGAUGACACUUAAUUAAAGCCAUUUACUUUC
This is a messenger RNA of Acanthopagrus latus (yellowfin seabream), 2674 nucleotides long. RefSeq names its product solute carrier family 13 member 5-like. The record is from RefSeq and is a predicted model, not a curated record. Bases 139 to 2196 code for a protein of 685 amino acids. The transcript has 12 exons. Gene Ontology annotation, biological process: citrate transport; monoatomic anion transmembrane transport. NCBI's taxonomy places the organism in Eukaryota, Metazoa, Chordata, Actinopteri, Spariformes, Sparidae. Gene Ontology annotation, cellular component: membrane. Gene Ontology annotation, molecular function: succinate transmembrane transporter activity; sodium:dicarboxylate symporter activity; citrate transmembrane transporter activity.